UGCUCCACAGUGGAGCAGGACCGGGACAUCUUCUCUCCAAAGCCCUACUGGAAGGAGUUCAGGUUCGACCUGACCCAGGUGCCCACGGGGGAGUCGGUGACGGCUGCCGAGUUCCGCAUCUACAAGGCACGAGGUGUCACCCGUCACCCCAACAGCAGCCUCCACCUCAGCAUCUAUGAGAUUGCUGCUGAGCACUCCAACAGGGAGUCUGACCUGUUCCUGCUGGAUGUCCAGGACCUGCGUGCUGGGAUGGAGGGCUGGCUGGUGUUUGAUGUCACAGCCGCCAGCAACCACUGGUUGGUGGAUCAGAAAUACAACCUGGGGCUGCGACUCUACGUGGAGACAGAGGAUGGGCACAGUGUUGACCCAGGCUCGGCGGGGCUGUUGGGGCGCCGGGGACCCCGUUCCAAGCAGCCCUUCAUGGUGACAUUUUUCCGGGCCAGCCCCAGCCCCCUGCGUGUCCCCCGGGCAGCCAGAGCCCCCAGGAGGCGGCAGCCCAAGAAGACCAACGACCUCCCACACCCAAACAAGCUGCCAGGAAUUUUUGAUGAUGUCCACGCCGGGGAUGGGCGACAGGUCUGCCGGCGCCACGAGCUCUACGUCAGCUUCCAGGACCUGGGCUGGCUGGACUGGGUGAUUGCCCCGCAGGGUUACUCAGCCUACUACUGUGAGGGGGAGUGUGCCUUCCCCCUGGACUCCUGCAUGAAUGCCACCAACCAUGCCAUCCUGCAGUCUCUGGUCCACCUGAUGAAGCCUGAGGCUGUACCCAAGGCCUGCUGUGCCCCCACCAAGCUCAGUGCCACCUCUGUCCUCUACUAUGACAGCAACAACAACGUCAUCCUCAAGAAGCACCGUAACAUGGUGGUGAAAUCCUGUGGCUGCCACUGA
Molecule: messenger RNA, 888 nt
Organism: Chaetura pelagica (chimney swift)
Lineage: Eukaryota; Metazoa; Chordata; Aves; Apodiformes; Apodidae
Product: bone morphogenetic protein 8A-like
Exons: 6
Biological process (GO): SMAD protein signal transduction
Cellular component (GO): extracellular region
Molecular function (GO): cytokine activity; growth factor activity
Source: RefSeq, a predicted model, not a curated record